AUGGCCACGGGGCCAGACCAGGUGGUGGGACUCGGCCUCAUCCCCGUUAGCCUCAUCAUCUUCCCCUACUAUACUGCCUGGGUGAUUCUCUUGCAAUUCAUCGACAGCCAGCGUGUCAUCCACAAGCGUUCCCUGCCCCGAGCUUAUGCUGUUGCCAUCCCACUAGCUUCUGGUCUCCUACUGCUCCUGUUUGUGGGACUGUUCAUCACUUAUGUGAUGCAGAAGAACCAGAAGGUGACCAAAAAGCCCGGUUAUUCCGGGGGCCAUCUGGAUCCAGAGAAGGCUCAACAUUCGGGGCUGCAGAGUACCUAG
Messenger RNA from Eptesicus fuscus (big brown bat), 312 nucleotides. Its product is annotated as dolichol phosphate-mannose biosynthesis regulatory protein-like. Gene Ontology annotation, molecular function: enzyme regulator activity. The transcript is spliced from 2 exons. Bases 1 to 312 code for a protein of 103 amino acids. The record is from RefSeq and is a predicted model, not a curated record. Gene Ontology annotation, biological process: GPI anchor biosynthetic process. NCBI's taxonomy places the organism in Eukaryota, Metazoa, Chordata, Mammalia, Chiroptera, Vespertilionidae. Gene Ontology annotation, cellular component: dolichol-phosphate-mannose synthase complex; endoplasmic reticulum membrane.